Messenger RNA from Quercus lobata, 870 nucleotides. Its product is annotated as 40S ribosomal protein S26-1-like. Gene Ontology annotation, molecular function: structural constituent of ribosome; mRNA binding. Gene Ontology annotation, cellular component: cytosolic small ribosomal subunit; ribosome. The transcript is spliced from 5 exons. Gene Ontology annotation, biological process: translation. Lineage: Eukaryota; Viridiplantae; Streptophyta; Magnoliopsida; Fagales; Fagaceae. Bases 110 to 499 code for a protein of 129 amino acids. The record is from RefSeq and is a predicted model, not a curated record.
UUUUCAUUAGCUAAGUCUUAGAGCUCACAUAUCUCUCUCUCUAGCGGCAUAAACCCUAGCUGGUACUCAGAGCCGGCGACUCCGAACGCCUCAGAUCUCCUUCGCAACCAUGACUUUCAAGCGCAGGAACGGUGGUCGCAACAAGCACGGCCGCGGUCACGUCAAGUUCAUCCGCUGCUCCAACUGCGGCAAAUGCUGCCCCAAGGACAAGGCUAUCAAGAGAUUUCUUGUGAGGAACAUUGUUGAGCAAGCUGCAGUUAGGGAUGUUCAAGAAGCUUGCGUCUAUGACCAGUAUGUUCUUCCAAAGCUGUAUGCAAAGAUGCAGUACUGUGUUUCCUGUGCUAUUCACUCACAUGUUGUGAGGGUUCGCUCUCGCACUGAUAGGAGGAAGCGUGACCCACCACAACGUUUCCUCAGGCGUAGGGAUGAUCAGCCAAGGCCUGGUCAGCCUGGUCAAGCACCCCGCCCUGCUGGAGCUGGGAAUCCUGCCCGAACAUAAAAAGCUGUCAAGCUUAUCACAUAUGCAGUCAUUGCUGUCCCUGGACCUUUCAGUUUUGUCUAGGAAAUCUUAAUGGUUUAAUUUACUGUUUUCUUUAUGGAUGUUUGAUUCGAUGAGUAUGAGACCUGGCAAUCCAUGAAUUUAAUUUUCAAAACAUGAUUAUGUACUUAAUUGAGUUUUGACAUAUCAGUUUUAUUUGCAAUUGUCUUCCGCCUCCCCCCUCAUUUGCUCCACCAUGUGCAAUGCUGAGGUAUAGAUCAUUGCAUAAAUAGUGUGACCGUGUGAUAGAAAGUUAAAAAACUGAACUCAAAAAGACGUAUUCUCUACAGGUUUAUAUUGUAAUAUAGGACCUUGAGAUUAUGGUCUUCACA